AUGCAGCGGAAACAGGGACGAGGGCCCUCGGGGCUUCAGUCUCGGCUGAAACCCGUUGAGCUCGACCCGCUUGCCGAAUACGGUCUUCCUUCGAAGGGAGAGAAGAGACUACUCGUGCAUAAAAUCCAAGAAUCCUACUACGCCCUGAUUGCCUCGCGAUACCUAGCCUUUUGCACCGCUGCUGGCGACCGUGACAAUCUCCAGAAGCAGUUUGCCGGGCUCUCCCUCUCCAACAACCUAAGCUCUUCUUCCUCAGCGUCACAACAACUUAGCGUAGACCAACUGCCCUCACUACCCUCACUCACGGCUACAGCGCAAACAGCAUUGGCAGGAGCAUCUGCUUCCUCCGCAGAAGAGAAACAAAGGGAUACCCUUCCCCAGCUCCUGUUCGCGCUGCGUAAACUGCGCGAGGGUCUCGUAAGCGCUGAUCGGCGUGACCAUUUCGCCGCGCAGGUCUUUUUGUUUUCUGUCCGGCUCGGUGUCCUCACGGGAGCCUACGAAACCUACUUGCCCGCAGGGCUGCACCUGCUACGAUGCGGGGGUGGUGGUGGAAACACCGACAGCCCAACCCCAGCCGCAUCUCUCACCAGCGUCGAACACCACGAAGUAGUCAGCUACCUCGUCCUAGACGCCGCCUGCCGCCGAAGCGACCUCUCCGCAGCCCCACUCCGCGGCGACGACAAACACGUCGACGCCGCCCUAGCGGCCCUCGUCUCAGACGACUGGGUAGCCUGGCGCCGAGUACGACGACAAGUAGACGGGUACCGGGCACGGCUGAUGGGGUUUGCGGAGGCGCGCAUGGUGGGCCACACGCUGAAGGCGUUCGCGCGGGCGUACCUGACUGUGCCGCUGGCGGUGCUGGAGGAGCAGACGGGGUGUGAGUGGGAGGAGUUGAGGGGGACGUAUGGGGUGGGUUGGGAGAGGGAGGGGGAGAAGGUUGUUAUUCGGAGGGUGCAGGGGAGGUAG
This is a messenger RNA of Dichotomopilus funicola, 966 nucleotides long. RefSeq lists its product as uncharacterized. The record is from RefSeq and is a predicted model, not a curated record. The coding region runs from base 1 to 966 and encodes 321 amino acids. NCBI's taxonomy places the organism in Eukaryota, Fungi, Ascomycota, Sordariomycetes, Sordariales, Chaetomiaceae. The transcript has 5 exons.